AUGGCCCCCCUCACAUCAGAAGAGUACAAGGUACUCGAGCAAUCGCGACAGCGCCUCGUUCAAUUGACUCGCUCUCUGGGCUCUCUGGUAUCCAGUCUAGAACAGGGCGAUCCCCUACCGCCAUGGUCUUCACUUCAAUCCCAGGCGAGCAUCAUAUCAAACAAUCUCAUCAGCGUCACUGAACACCUCUCCGAUCACCGCGACCUCCUUUCCUCAAUUGUCGCAUAUCCCGGUCCCGAAUACCCCGGCCGCACGCAAGAAAACAUGCUCCAACAACUCAUGCGCACCAAACUCGAUCCUCGAGUAGAGGACUGGGUCGCGCGCGGUCGUAUUGCCGGCACCGAAUCUUCCCCGUCUGCUCUCGACUUCUCGCGCACGAUACCGAAUCCAAGCGCCGCCGUGAACACCUCUACGAAACAGCUCACUGAGCCGGAGCUGAAAGAGCUUUGGGAAUGGGCACCCGUCGAGGCAAACCAGGAAGCUCGGCAGCGGAAUUGGGGCGGCCAUUAUACACUAGAAGAGCGCGAGGCGGGGAUACAGAACGUCGUUACGGGCUUACGGAGACAGCUGGAGGAUGACGAUGCGAGCGAGGAUGAGGAUGAAGGUGACGAAGAUGAAGGUGAGGACGAGAUGGAAGUUGUUGGUGUCCAUCGCAAGUCCAGUGGUGGCAUCGAGUUUGACAUUGCGCCGCAUCACGCUCGUGCCGUCGAGCCAGUUGUACCACUGGAUAAGAUUCUUCGAUAUAUGACAACGGGACACAUGCCGUGA
Molecule: messenger RNA, 768 nt
Organism: Penicillium daleae
Lineage: Eukaryota; Fungi; Ascomycota; Eurotiomycetes; Eurotiales; Aspergillaceae
Gene: med8
Product: RNA polymerase II mediator complex subunit MED8
Exons: 2
Coding region: 1-768 (255 amino acids)
Biological process (GO): regulation of transcription by RNA polymerase II
Cellular component (GO): mediator complex; core mediator complex
Molecular function (GO): RNA polymerase II cis-regulatory region sequence-specific DNA binding; transcription coregulator activity
Source: RefSeq, a predicted model, not a curated record